Rosa rugosa (rugosa rose) is the source of this 1783-nucleotide messenger RNA. RefSeq names its product UPF0481 protein At3g47200-like. The transcript is spliced from 2 exons. The coding region runs from base 266 to 1681 and encodes 471 amino acids. NCBI's taxonomy places the organism in Eukaryota, Viridiplantae, Streptophyta, Magnoliopsida, Rosales, Rosaceae. The record is from RefSeq and is a predicted model, not a curated record.
AAUGUUUUUUGCGCGUUUUUCAUAAUUUCCUGAACCUCUCCAGCUUUCGUUUCAACGGAAUAUCUGCACAAAAUCAUGACCAAAUUCAGUCUUUGCUCUGUACAAAUUCCCUUCUCUUAUUAUUGCAUCCUGUAAAUAUAUAUGGUAGUAGGUCAGUACUAGCUUGUAGGCUUGUACUUUCGGUUCGAUCAAGCUUUACUCUUUGUUUGGUGAAUGAUCGAGCUUUUCUCAAAUAUUUGGAACAAUUCAGAUUAGAAUCAGAGUCAUGGAAAAUUAUGUAGACAGUAGUACGGAUCUCGAUACUACGAAUAAUAUCACUGAAGUUCAUGAGUGCAGAAUUAAUGUUGAAGCAUUGAAAAACUCCAUGACAGCAAAGCUUCGUAGUGACUCACCCUUGCCUGCUAACUGCUCCAUCUUCAGAGUUCCACAAGUGCUCCGGCGACACAAGUCAGAGGCAUAUGGACCUGAUGUUGUCUCAAUCGGACCCUUUCACCGAGGUGGUAAACAAUUUCAAACAAUGGAAAAUGUCAAACAAUGGUACUUACAUAACCUUCUCUCUCGCUUGAAUAUAAGCUUGAGAACUCUGAUCCGAAGCGUUUGCAAUGUUUUCGAGUUUGAGAAACGUGCACGUGCAUUUUAUGCAGAACCACUUGAUCAUCUUAGCCCAAAUGAUUUUAUAGAAAUGAUGAUACUUGAUGGUUGCUUUCUACUGGAACUAUUUAAGAAGUUCUUCUGUGAGGGAUAUAAGCGUUGCCGUAAGGAAAAUUUUGUUCCAGCUGAAGUACUACAUAUUGAGAAUGAUCCUAUAUUCAACAUGGAUUGCAUGCUUCAAUACCUCUGCCAUGACCUUAUGCUGCUAGAAAAUCAGCUGCCUUGGUUUGUUCUUGAGAUUUUAUAUCGUCUGACUGUCGAAGAACACAUCUACUAUCCAUCACUUAGCACAAUGGUGCUCCUCACCUUUAGCUCACAAGGAUCACUACUGCACAAUGUCGAGUCCUAUCUUAGUCACAAUUGUCAUGAUGAUGGUGAUGAUGAGGAUGAGGAUGAUGCUAUCUUGCACAUACUUGAUCUGAUAAGAAGUACAGUAGUUUUUCGAUUUAGAAAGGUGAAGUCUUUGCCCUGCUUAUUAUCACAAGUAAAGUUGCCUCCAGCCACUACUCUCUCGGAGGCAGGUGUUGAAUUCAGAAGGGAUUGUAUGGAAGGCAUGAUGAACAUAGAUUUCAAAGACGGCGUGUUUACAAUUCCACAACUGCCAAUUGCAGAGAUGACAGAGCCACUGUUGAGGAACAUAAUUGCCCUUGAGCAAUGUUGUCAUGGCCGAUCACAUAAAAUAACUUCCUAUGUUAUUUUGAUGCAUAGCCUCAUUGCUUCCAGCAAGGAUAUAGAUUUUCUUUGUGAGAAAGAAAUAUUCCUCAACUGGUUCAGCUCUGAAAAUGCUUACAAGAUCUUCAACAAGCUUUACGAUGAUACGUUCCUCAAGCACUUCUACUAUGGGGAACUAUGUGCUGAAGUGAACAAGUAUUACAACGUUUCGUGGAACAGGUGGCUAGAAAAAUUGAAACGUGAUCACUUAUCUAACCCAUGGAAGAUUACUUCUUUGGUUGCAGCCUUUAUUCUUCUGGCUCUCACCUUAUUGCAGACCACAUAUACCAUUCAGCAAUACUAUUCUCCUCGUCAGUAAUUAAUGUUUAUUAACUAGUUUACUUUGUGGUAUUCAUUUCCCUAUUUGGCAAUGUAUCUUGAUGUAGGGGAUAUGAUUUCAAAUAAAAGUUGGAUUUGCAUA